AUGUCACCAUUUUGAAAGUGACAUUCCAACUAUGACGUGUUGAUGAAGGAAAGUGAAGACACUAAAUCUUAGCACAUAAUGGAUAUGUAUAAAGUUGGCGGCCCAUUCUUCCACCAGAUAAUUCAAAGAUUUGCUUCUCUUCUUCAAUCCUACGUGGCCUACAAUUUUCACGUUACAAUAUUUCCAUCCCAACCGUGAUCAUGAAGCUUACCCUUUCGCAAACAGCUGCGAUUCUCGCAUUCUGUAACUACGCUGUUGCAGAGCCUAUCGUCGAACGUGACAACACUGCCAAUGCUCAAGUCGAUGGACAAGGUAACACUCUGCAGCAAGGUGCUGCAAGCGAUGACAGCAAUAUUCUUCAAAGUAUGACAUCGACCUUUGCUCCUCUUCAUAUCCUGUGAAUGUUGCCAGGUAACAAAUUGAUCUAACCUUACCAGGCAAUACAAACAACGGCAAUGUCGUAAUCAACCAAGGCCGUGCCGCAUAUAUCACCCAGGUCGUCAAUGCCCACGCCACCUACUGUCCAACAGCAAUCGUCGUCUCCGAAAAGCACAUAGUCAAGACUAUAACUGCUGGAGGAUGGCACACCAUCACUGCUUGCCCGGCUGGUUGCACCAUUGUCAACAAGCUUAACAUCCCACCUUUGCCAACUCCUGUUGAACAUGUCGUCUUCGAGACCAUGGCUCCUGCUUUCUCGGUUGCAACGACUACGAGUGGCUCUUCUUCGAUUGCAACACCUACUAGUCACUAUUUCUCAAUUGCAGAGUCUACAAGCCACACUUCCUCAAACACCAAGUCCACAAUUCCACAUUCCCCAACUCCCAAACCCACACAUGUACCUUCGUUCCACAUCCCAUACUACGGGAACUCCACCACUUCCACUACAGUCCUAGCUGUUGUCAAGACGUCGGAUGUGGUCCCUAGUGAAACCCACGUUGCUCCUACCUCUGAGACUUCGUUGGUUGUUUUUACUUACUCUACUACAUUAGUCGUUCAUUACACUUCUGCUGCUGCUGAAGCCUCAAGUCACGCUCCGGUUGUUGCCCCAUUUAGCAAUUCAACUGAAGCCUCAACCCAUACUCCAGUCAGUGUUCCAACUGUGGUCCCAACUUCCAGCUCGGCUGUUGUCUCGACCCCAACCAAGAACAACAAUCGAUCCGCAACAGCCAAAACUCCAUAUACCACCUACACCCCCAAGAUUUUUGAGGGUUCAGCCUCUUGUAUUAGUGCCUGCACCGUCGCAGCUCUCGCUGCCAUUGCUGCCUUGGCCAUGGCUUUGUAAGCACCUCUCCUUCUUCACAAUAUCAUCAAUCAUGAAGAGUACCAUCCAGAUUAUUAUGAUUUGGACAGGGUACACUAAUAAUGGGGUACUGGGCGGCGUAUACGGAAAAGUGUUUGGGAAAACUGCUUUGGAAAGUGUUUCGGGAACCCUGCUGUUGUUCGCAAGUAUCUCGAUUAAUAAACCAGAUGACGGUAUGUGCUUCUUAAUCUUAGGAUUAACCAGCCUCACCUACACAAUCUUGAUCUUAAUAGCGACGCAGCAGCAGGGUUGGAAAAGUUUAAAAAAUGGGAUAUGGGAGUUUGGGGCUUUUCUCUUUCUAGAGUUGCAUUC
This is a messenger RNA of Sclerotinia trifoliorum, 1612 nucleotides long. The record is from the annotation of a GenBank genome assembly. Lineage: Eukaryota; Fungi; Ascomycota; Leotiomycetes; Helotiales; Sclerotiniaceae.